CACGCGGAAAAACUUCUCUUCCUUUUGCAAACCACACAAACACCAAGACGCAGGAUAUAGACCUCUUUGCGUUCUUUACGACCUCCAACUUUCUUCAGCUUUUUUUUAUCUUAAAAAAACAAACCUCCCCAAGUCAAUACAAUGGCUCCCGUCACCAAGAAGUCUGGCAAGGCCCAGAAGCAGACCAAGAAGUUCAUCAUCAACGCUUCUCAGCCCGCCUCCGACAAGAUUUUCGAUGUCUCUGCCUUCGAGAAGUUCCUCCAGGACCGCAUCAAGGUUGAGGGCCGCACCAACAACCUCGGCGACGACGUCAUCAUCCAGCAGCAGGGUGAGGGCAAGAUCGAGGUCAUUGCCCACAACGACCUCUCCGGCCGCUACCUCAAGUACUUGACCAAGAAGUUCCUCAAGAAGCAGCAGCUCCGUGACUGGCUCCGCGUCGUUUCCACCUCCCGCGGUGUUUACGAGCUCAAGUUCUUCAACGUCGUCAACGACGAUGCUGAUGAGGAUGACGAGUAAAUUUCUUCUUCUGUCUGAAGAAGAACGGUUGCAAUAUACCACUAAAAAUGGGGAUCAGGAGGAUGCUUUUUUUUUCUCGAGGGAGAGGGGCACCAGGUCUUUUGUUUUUAUUUGAUGCAUAUUAGUUCAUGUCCCGCAGUACGCUGCGGGAAGGCUUGCGAGGAAUUCAGUUUCGCUUGCACGCUGGGUUUAUAUAGAUUUUAGAUGCCCUACAGACUAAUGGAUCUGACAUGUUUCUCCUUCUCG
[Torrubiella] hemipterigena is the source of this 762-nucleotide messenger RNA. NCBI's taxonomy places the organism in Eukaryota, Fungi, Ascomycota, Sordariomycetes, Hypocreales, Clavicipitaceae. The record is from the annotation of a GenBank genome assembly.